Messenger RNA from Colletotrichum destructivum, 961 nucleotides. RefSeq lists its product as uncharacterized. Lineage: Eukaryota; Fungi; Ascomycota; Sordariomycetes; Glomerellales; Glomerellaceae. The record is from RefSeq and is a predicted model, not a curated record. The transcript has a single exon. The coding region runs from base 392 to 961 and encodes 189 amino acids.
CGACAUCGUGGAUUGAACGUAGCCCAACUACAUGUACCCUCCUAUUGAAAUCAAAAUUUGGUGAACAAGUCUGCACAGUAUCCAUGUGACUGUGACCGAGCAGGAUUCAUACAGCUUUGGCUGGUCCUGAGCUACACCUUUCAAGCAAAGACCCCUUGAAAUCACUGGCGUCGACCGUCGUCGAGCCUCAUCAACGCACAGCCUUUGAGUCAUCUAUCCACACAUGUCGAACCAAGGUAUUCCCCCCAUCAAAGCUGAUCAUGCGGGACGAUGCCAGACUGGUUUGAGCUACAAUUCCCCGAAUUGGGCCUUUUCUCCCUGUCAUUAGUUCUCCAACCUUCGGGCACCAGCGCAACUCUCAACUCAAAACGCCGACGGUCACCGUGGACCGAUGAGACAUGGAUGCUGGACUUUGGGGUGGGAAACGGGAAAUCGACAGGAGCCUGCAGGACGAAUGCAACCUCGCUCCGAGGCAACAAAAAGUUGGAUAUUGGACCCUUGGCCUCGGGCUACGAUUAUUGGGGCCCCACUGUCGAUCUUGCUCGUUCCAACUUCCAAGGUUCAAGGCGGGCUGGGGAUGGGAAAAGUUGGCAACACUAUUCUCAUCCCCCUUGACAACCAGGGGGAUGGGCGGCGCUUCAUCGCAAUUCUGUCACAACACCACGGGAGGUACGCGCCGGGCGGCAUCGUGAACACGGGUGAUGAUACACUGACUCCCGGGCACUCCGAACGGACGAGGAAUCAUGAAUCACCACGCCUAAGACGCUUCCAUUUGGGAAGCAUGCGCUCUCUAGAGCAGUGGUUGCUGUCUGAGUCAACGCUACGGACACCGGUCAGACGGGAAAAGAUACAGAAGCGGUUGCUAGGCCAGAAACUAGAGCUCAGGACAGUCGCACCACUUCGCUUGUACGCUUCGCAGUCGCUUGCAUCGUGCGACAGGCACAUUGAAUACCUCUCUUAG